Sabethes cyaneus is the source of this 10906-nucleotide messenger RNA. RefSeq names its product E3 ubiquitin-protein ligase Ufd4 (gene Ufd4). The record is from RefSeq and is a predicted model, not a curated record. Gene Ontology annotation, biological process: protein K63-linked ubiquitination; anatomical structure development; proteasome-mediated ubiquitin-dependent protein catabolic process. Gene Ontology annotation, cellular component: nuclear speck. NCBI's taxonomy places the organism in Eukaryota, Metazoa, Arthropoda, Insecta, Diptera, Culicidae. Bases 1113 to 9638 code for a protein of 2841 amino acids. The transcript is spliced from 11 exons. Gene Ontology annotation, molecular function: ubiquitin protein ligase activity; protein binding; metal ion binding.
AACGGUUCGGUUAUGUGCGUGCGUUGCUCUGAAUCCUAGCGGUGUAUCAGUGAGGUGCUAUCUCUGUCACACCAAGGUGUGUUAGGUUACGGAAGAGGAAAAUAUUUCCCAAAAGUCAGUGACUGGGUGGAGAAAAGAAAAUAAUUGUGAUUUUCCGAAAACGGACGAUUUGUGGGUGAAUUUCACCAACCCAGGUAAAAGGAUACGGUGUGCAGCCCAGCGGAGGAUUUCCACGCUAGCCGCGAACGAUCGAGUAUCCUGUUCGUGCACUGAAAAGUUAAAUUUGUCCUCUCAAUCGCACUGUCCGCAAUUCAGUUCUAGAGAGCAGCUGUGACCUACUAGUACGAGGGAAGCAAGCGCGCAUAAAAGAAAUCACGUUCCGUUUUCAAUCCAAUUGGGCGAGGUGGUGAGACAUCAGAAGGAAAAUUUGAAGAAGAAAAAAAAACCAAUUUGUGAAAUUAUCCUUCACGAAAGCAGCCCCGUGCGCGCGUUCGCCGAAUUAAUUGUAAGAAGUAGGCAAAUAAGCGCGUGAAUAAUCGCGACCAUCGAAAAAAAGUGUGUAGAAAAUAGAAAAUCAAGCAUAAUAAAAUCAGUGCAAGUGCUUAGUGAGGUGUGGUUUGAACUUUCUCCUCGCAAAUCGCUGUGAAAUAAAGCAAAGGAAAAAAAACAUCGCGAUACAAGUCAGGAGAGGAAGUGAAGAAGAAAAAAUCAAAAUAAAAAUUGUUUCACUCUUACUGCGGACAAUUAUCCUAUCAGCAGCGUCUGGUUUGCUGUUUAUAUUCAAUUGCGCGCUUCUAUCUUGACUCCGACGGAAGCACCGCUACCGCUAAGUGAAGCCGUGUGUGUUGUGUUGUGUUGAGGCACUGGAAAAAAUAAAAGUAGCCCACAAACCGCAGCCGGUUUAAUGAGUUUUAACCGGAAAAUACGGCAGAACCAACAGCAACAGCACUAGUAGCCCAACCGUCGUCGUCAGUUGCUCAUCGGCAUCGGCUUGCGGUUGCGGUUCGAUAGUUGAAUCUCGCACCCCGAGACGUAACUCCUGAGACCCUCCGGAUAAGACACACAGCAACGGCACAGCACAGCGCAUUGCUCCGCACCCAACUUCUUCCGAGAUGGGUGACGUCGAUCCGGAAACGCUACUAGAAUGGCUCUCGAUGGGCCAGGGCGACGAGCGGGACAUGCAGUUGAUCGCCCUGGAACAGCUCUGCAUGUUACUGCUCAUGUCCGACAAUGUGGAUCGGUGUUUCGAAAGCUGUCCACCGCGGACGUUCCUACCAGCGCUGUGCAAAAUAUUUCUGGAUGAGCUGGCGCCGGAAAAUGUGCUGGAAGUAACGGCACGUGCCAUUACCUACUACCUGGACGUAUCAUCCGAGUGUACACGACGGAUCGUCGCAAUCGAUGGUGCUAUCAAAGCGAUCUGCAACCGGCUGGUGGUGGCGGACCUGGAGAGCCGAACCAGUCGCGAUCUGGCUGAACAGUGCAUCAAGGUGCUCGAGCUGAUAUGCACACGCGAGGCAGGAGCAGUGUUCGAAGGUGGCGGACUGAACUGUGUCCUUUCGUUCAUCCGCGACAACGGAUCGCAGAUCCACAAAGACACACUCCACUCGGCAAUGGCUGUGGUGUCGAGGCUGUGUACCAAGGUUGAACCGCAAGGUGCCAAUGUACAGACCUGUGUAGAAAGUCUUAGUACGUUGCUUCAACACGAAGAUCCACUGGUGGCAGAUGGCGCACUGAAAUGUUUCGCCUCGGUGGCAGAUCGCUUCACAAGAAAAGGUGUCGAUCCCGCACCACUAGCGGAGUAUGGUUUGGUAACUGAGCUGUUGAAUCGGUUAAGCAAUGCUGCCGGAGCACAAAAUACCGCGCUUGUCGCUGGAUCAAGUGGAUCUCCCAAUGCUGCUAACCAGUCCAACAGUCAGGAAGCAGCUUCUACAGCACAGCUUUCAUCGUCGGCACCAAAGACGCAGGGAGCGGCGGAAGCUGGUCGAUCCAGCCAGUCCAUCGCUACGACAAUUUCUCUACUAUCCACCCUUUGUCGAGGAUCACCGUCCAUCACGCAUGAUCUACUCAGAUCGAACCUGCCAGAAGCGAUGGAGCGAGCCUUCAAAGGCGACGAACGAUGUGUGUUGGAUUGUAUGAGGCUAGCUGAUCUCAUUCUCUUGUUGUUGUUCGAGGGCCGACAAGCUCUCGGUCGGGUAGGUGGCUCUAGCGGUCAGUUGGCACCACGCGUGCGAAGGGCCGACUCUAGCACGGAACGAACACAUCGACAGCUAAUCGAUUGCAUUAGAAGUAAGGACACGGAAGCACUCAUCGAAGCUAUCGAAUCGGGUGGAAUCGACGUCAACUGUAUGGACGAUGUUGGUCAGACCCUACUGAACUGGGCUUCGGCUUUCGGUACUCUCGAAAUGGUGGAAUUCCUAUGUGAUAAAGGUGCUGACGUAAACAAAGGCCAGCGAAGUUCCUCUCUGCAUUAUGCGGCAUGCUUCGGUCGACCGGGUAUUGCCAAAGUGCUACUGAAGCACGGUGCCAAUCCGGACCUGCGUGACGAGGACGGUAAAACGCCGUUAGACAAAGCCCGUGAACGACCAGACGAAGGACAUCGUGAAGUUGCGACGAUCCUGCAAUCGCCCGGCGAAUGGAUGACAGCCGCUACGCGGUCGGAUUUAAAAAGUGAUACUGAAGAUGGUGACAACGAACCACGGGGCGAUCCAGAGAUGGCUCCGGUUUAUCUGAAAUUCUUUUUACCCAUAUUUUGUAAGACGUUCCAAAGCACAAUGCUGGCAAGUGUACGGCGAUCAAGUUUAGGUUUGAUUAAGAAAAUGAUUCAAUACGUGCAGUCGGAUAUGUUGUCCAGGCUCUGUUCCUCCGAAGGUUUGCAGAGCCACGAACAAAGCCUGGGAACGUUACUAGUCGAAGUCGUCGCCAGUGUCCUAGACAACGAGGAUGACGAGGAUGGCCACCUGGUGGUACUUACCAUUAUCGAGGAACUUAUGUCCAAGACGCAGAGUGAUUUUCUCGAUCACUUCGCCCGGCUGGGGGUGUUCUCUAAGGUGCAAGCCCUGAUGGGUGACGCGACCAACUUCAUCAGUGGCGACACCGACAGCAACGAUGUGAUUAAAUCGGAAGAUGUCAAAGUCACCGUAGGCAGCAGCAGCAGCAGCUCACAGGAUGUAGCUAGCGGUACCGCUCCAGUCGUUCCGGUUUUACCGCCACCGGCGGUAGCAGCAGCCAGCACCGUGGAAGAUGCCAAAGAAAUUCUCCCCGGUAAAGCCUACCAUUGGCGGGAUUGGAGCAUUUGUCGCGGACGAGACUGCCUUUACGUAUGGUCCGAUUCAGCCGCCUUGGAACUGUCCAAUGGUUCAAACGGAUGGUUCCGAUUCAUCUUGGACGGUAAACUGGCAACCAUGUACUCCAGUGGAAGUCCGGAAAAUGGUAGUGACAGUUCCGGCAAGGGAAGGAGUGCGGAUUCCUUAGCCGGCGAAGAAAACCGCGGAGAGUUCCUGGAGAAGCUGCAACGUGCACGAGGUGCAGUGCGGCAGGGAACGGUUUCGCAGCCAAUCCUGUCGACGCCCAGUCUGUCGCGGAUUGUCGUCGGCAACUGGGUGCUGCAGAGCCAAAAGGAACACCAGCUACAUAUCAACAACUCGGAAGGCCAUCAGGUGACAAUUCUGCAGGACGAACUGCCGGGAUUCAUCUUCGAAAGUAACCGCGGAACGAAGCACACCUUCACGGCGGAAACUACCCUCGGGCCGGACUUCGCCGCCGGUUGGAUCAACACGAAGAAAAAGAAGAUGCGCUCGAAGGCGGAAGCGCAGAAGUAUCAGGUGAAGAAUAUCGCUCGGGACCUGUACAACCGGUACUUCAAGGCAGCGCAAGCCGUCCCACGGGGCGCUGUCGCCAAGCUGUGCACCAUCGUGCGACAAAUCGAGUGCGGCCUGGAGGAGCAGUGCGCUCCCCGGACGAGCUCCCUGCAGGUCCGUGCCCAGCUACAGCAAACGGGUGGCGGCAGCACGUGGCAGGAGAAAUUGUACAACGCGCUGAACGAUCUGGUUCAGCUGCUCAACGAAGACGGGGUGAUCAGUGCCUACGAAAUGCACAGCUCCGGGCUGGUGCAAGCACUGGUGGCAGUUUUGUCCAAAAAUUACUGGGAGCUUGGCAUGAACCGAAGCCGGGCUAAUAAGUAUCAAAAGCAGAGGAUUUCCAUCUUUAAAAAGUGUAUGUAUGGGGAUUCGAAGAACGGUAAAAAUACCGCUAGCAUUCUGGUGCAAAAGUUGGUCUCCGUGCUGGAGAGUAUUGAGAAGUUGCCGGUUUAUAUGUAUGAUUCGCCCGGUGGCAGCUACGGGCUUCAGAUACUUACGAAACGGUUAAGUUUUCGGUUGGAACGAGCCGCCUGUGAGCAGACCCUGUUCGAUCGAACUGGUCGAAAUUUGAAGAUGGAACCCCUGGCUACGGUUGGACAGUUGAACAAGUACCUGCUGAAGAUGGUUGCCAAGCAGUGGUACGAUAUGGAUCGUUCGUCGUUUCUGUUUUUGAAAAAGCUGAAGGAUACGAAGGCGGGCGGUGUUCAGUUUAAACAUCAGCACGAUUUUGAUGAGAAUGGGAUUGUUUACUAUAUUGGAACUAAUGGAAAGUCUACCGAGUGGGUGAAUCCUGCGCAGUAUGGACUAGUGACUGUUACGAGCAGUGAAGGGAAGCAGCUUCCGUACGGAAAGUUGGAGGAUAUUUUGUCAAGGGACAGUGUCAGUGUGAAUUGUCACACUAAGGAUAAUAAAAAGUCGUGGUUUGCGAUUGAUUUGGGAAUGUAUGUGAUUCCCACGGCUUACACGUUGCGCCACGCUCGAGGUUAUGGCCGAUCUGCUUUGAGAAAUUGGAUGUUCCAGAUGUCGAAGGAUGGACUUAACUGGGUUACCAUGUUGACGCACACUGACGACAAAAGUUUGGCGGAACCGGGAAGCACCUGCACGUGGCCCAUCGAGUGCCCGGCAGAGGAACAGCAAGGCUAUCGGCACGUUCGUAUUCAUCAGAACGGUCGGAAUGCUUCCGGCCAAACGCACUAUUUGAGUUUGAGCGGCUUCGAGUUAUACGGAAAAGUUACGUCCGUAUGUGAGGAUAUGGGUAAAGCAGCUGCCAAAGAAAACGAGGCGAAGUUGAGAAAGGAACGUCGGCAGAUUCGGGCUCAACUGAAGUAUAUUACGCAGGGUGCUCGGGUGGUCCGUGGUGUCGACUGGCACUGGGACGAUCAGGAUGGAAGCCCUCCCGGGGAAGGUAUGGUAACUGGGGAAAUCCAUAACGGCUGGAUUGAUGUCAAAUGGGACCAUGGUUUGCGCAAUUCCUAUCGUAUGGGAGCGGAGGGAAAGUACGAUUUGAAGUUGGCUAAUGGAGACAAUCUUAAUGCAUCGUAUGAGUUGAAUAAUUCCGGUGCGGGACUGGUUCCAAUCGGGGGUGGAGCGGCUGUUUCCUCAGCUAAGAAAGCGUACGAUAAGUCAUUGAAUGUUCUAACUAGUCGCAAAUCCAGCUCUACACCUAGUCUACCGGAAGCAACGGAGAACAAGUCGUCCGUAGCUUCGACGGAACAAGCCACCUCGGUGGAUAAUCUUGCCUGGAAGCAAGCAGUCGAAGUGAUUGCGGAAAAUGUUCUUUCGUGUGCUCGCUCUGAUUUGGCCAAUACCAGUGGGGGGAGCAGCAGUAACGAUUUGUCCGCUCCGGGAACGAACAACAAUAAUCUUAACAACCAGGAAGUGUCUGUGAUCGUUCACUCACUGGGUGAACGCGGAAACAUACCGGAUUUGUCACAAAUCAAUACCAGCACUUCCACGCUAGUCUCAGAUCUCGCUACCAUAACGGAAAAUUUGACUCUUUCGGAUAACAUCAAGAAUAAUAUAAGUGCUGCGGGUGGACCGCAGUUUGUCAGUAAUUUUGGCACUCAGUUGGCAGCUUGUUCGUCCUCUUCCUCCACGGAAGAGAACAAUAAAACUAAUAAUAUUAAUGAAACCAACAACAAGAUCAAUUUGAAUAACAGCAGCAGCAGCAGCUCCGGUAAGACAGCUUACCUUCCCACUAAGCUGGACGUGUUGGAUAAAAUGCGCGAAGGCGUCGAUAUGCUUCGAAACAAUACGAACAAUCUGCUUUCGUCGGAACUGCUAACGCAGUCGAAUUUACUAUCGUCGGUGAAGAUCGCUCUACCGACACCGCAGGUGGCCAAUUUGCAACCACCCAAUGCCGGGACGAUUUUCGUUGCCAGUAGCAGCACCAGCAGCAGCACAACCGCUGACAAAACGGCUCAAGCUGGAGAAAUCAAAUUCAACAACACGAUCAACAACAACGGUGCGUCCUCCCUCGGUGGAGUCACCAAGAAGGUGCUGAACGAAAUGAAGCAAAUGUCGAUGGAAACCGCGGACGAUCGGGACGUUGCCAACAAUUUGCGCAACAAUAUCGUCCUGGUCGAUGCCGCCGAGCCGGGAAGUUCGAAAGAAACCACACCCAACCCGGACUCGCCGUCGUCGGUCAUGGCAGCCAACCCGAUGAGCGUAAGCGUUCCGAAUCUGACCAGUAACGAAAGCAGCGUACCGCCGGAAUCGCAAACACCUCCGGGACUGCUGGAAACCUUCGCUGCCAUCGCCCGCAGGCGAACGUCGGGAAGUUCCGGCUCUCACAACCCACAGCAUCACCAUCACCAGCAUCAUCAGCAGCCUCCGGCUGCUUCCGCCGGUAGCAGCGGCGCCUCGAACCAGAGUCAGCCAAACAACCAGUUGAGCAGUGUAGCUUCAAACAUUCAAGCCAGCAGCGGCUUCUUCCCCCGAGGACCCAACUCGGUAACCAGUCUGGUGAAGCUAGCCUUAUCCAGCAACUUCCACAGCGGACUGCUCAGCACAGCCCAGAGCUAUCCCAGUUUGUCGAGCUCGUCAAACAAUUCCAACCAAUCCGUCGGUGGUGGGGCGGCAGCUGGAGCCAUUGGGAACAAUAAUUCCAGCUCCGGUGCGGGUUCCAACACCGGCACGGGCACGCAAACCGGAUCCGGCCCAACCGCCGUCCUUAAUCCGGCUCUCACCAUGAGCCUAACUUCGACCAGCAGCGAUAGCGAGCAAGUUUCGCUAGAAGACUUCCUAGAACAGUGCCGUGCGCCGACUCUGCUCGGUGACCUAGAAGACGAUGAAGACAUGGAGGAUGAGAAUGACGACGAUGAGAACGAAGACGAAUACGAGGAGGUGGGCAACACCCUGCUGCAGGUUAUGGUAUCCCGCAAUUUGCUUUCCUUCAUGGAUGAGGAAACGCUUGAGAAUCGCUUGGCUGCAGCCGGCAAACGCAAAUCCUGGGACGAUGAGUUUGUACUGAAGAGACAAUUUUCGGCUCUGAUUCCGGCAUUUGAUCCACGCCCUGGACGAACCAAUGUCAACCAAACUAGUGACUUAGACAUACCGCCGCCCGGUGCAUCGACCGACGGUGGCCACAGCAGUGGCCAUUCCGAGCACGCUCCGCUUCCACAACCCUCACUGGCUUUACUGCUUCGCGGUCCGAACAUAAACGGUGUAACCGAUGUGGAAAUACCUCUCACUCAACCGGACUGGACCAUUUUCCGUGCCGUCCAGGAACUGAUUCUUCAGACCAACAUGACCAAACAGGACAAAUUCCGUAAGAUAUGGCAGCCAACGUACACCAUCGUGUACCGGGAGGCCGGUGCGGGCAGUUCUUCCUGUCGCGAAGAUUUCAGCAGUGGUGAAGAAGGCCGCACAACACCGGUGAUUUCGAUGUUCUCCCAGCGAAGCGGUGGCUCAACUCUGUCCCCCAGUUCGCCGAUUCCCGGUACACCUUCCAACACCACGGGCAGUCACUGCACCGUCGAGGACGUCCUACAGCUUCUGGGUCAGCUGAAUGCCAUCAAUCAAACCCUCACGUCAUCGCCAUCCAACAACGACAAGAAUCUCAUUCCGGACGUCGAAAGUAGCAACCUGAAUGCGGACAUUUUCAUGAGCAAGAAAAUCACCAACAAACUGCAGCAGCAGAUACAGGAUCCGCUCGUGCUGGCCAGUGGCAGUCUGCCAAAGUGGUGCGAAAAUUACAACCAAAGCUGUCCGUUCCUGUUUCCGUUCGAAACCCGUCAGCUGUACUUCAACUGUACGGCCUUCGGAGCAUCCCGCAGCAUCGUGUGGCUGCAAUCGCAGCGUGAUGUGAACCUAGAGAGACAGCGAGCUCCGGGUCUGAGCCCGAGGCACACCGAUCAGCACGAGUUCCGCGUCGGACGACUGAAGCACGAACGGGUUAAGGUACCCCGUGGCGAGAACCUUCUCGAGUGGGCUCAACAGGUCAUGAAAGUUCACUGCAAUCGGAAAUCCGUACUGGAAGUGGAGUUCGUCGGCGAGGAAGGAACCGGACUGGGACCUACGCUGGAGUUCUACGCUUUGGUGGCGGCCGAGCUGCAGCGGAGCGACCUCGGAAUGUGGCUGUGCGACGACGAACCGAAACUGAUCGAAGACGAAAUCGAUCUGGGCGAGGGCAGCAAACCGAUCGGGUACUACGUGAGGCGCUCCACUGGCCUCUUUCCGGCACCGCUUCCGCAGGAGUCGGAGAUUUGUGAUUUUGUAGCCAACUAUUUCUGGUUCUUGGGGGUGUUUCUGGCGAAGGUACUGCAGGACGGUCGGCUGGUGGAUCUUCCACUGUCGAACAGCUUCCUGCAGCUGUUGUGCCACAACAAAUCGAUUGUGCGAGAUUCGCUGGCAGCAGGUUCUUGUAAAACCGCUCUGAAUGACGAUAUAAUGAUUUCGUCGCUGAUGUCCGAAGAUAGCGAUCGAGAUUUGGUGGAUUCCUAUCAAUCAAAGCUGGCUAACGAUGGUUGCUGGUACGAUGGAAUCCUGUCGCAGGAAAAUCUGCAGGAAAUUGAUCCGAUCAGGUAUGAAUUCCUGAAAGAGCUACAGGAACUGGUGCAGCAGAAACAGAACAUCGAACAGAAUGACGAUCUCAGCUCGGAGGAAAAGCUACUGCAGAUCAGUGAGUUGAAGUUCAACACCAAAACGGGCAGUGUGGCCCUGGAGGAUUUGGCACUUACCUUCACGUAUCUGCCGAGCUCGAAAAACUACGGCUAUCAGUCGGCGGAUCUGAUUCCGAACGGAUCCAACAUCGACGUCACGAUUAACAACGUCGAAGAGUACUGCAAUUUGACGAUAAACUUCUGCCUACAGGAGGGCAUUUCCAAGCAGCUGGCCGCAUUCCAUCGGGGCUUCUGUGAAGUGUUUCCACUGAACAAACUGGCCGCCUUCACGCCGGAGGAAAUCCGCAAAAUGCUCUGCGGCGAACAGAACCCCGAAUGGACCCGGGAAGACAUCAUAACCUACACGGAACCGAAGCUGGGAUACACCAAGGAAAGCCCCGGUUUCCUGCGUUUCGUCAAUGUCCUAAUGGGCAUGAAUGCAAGCGAGCGGAAAGCAUUUUUGCAAUUCACAACCGGCUGCAGCAGUUUACCGCCCGGUGGUUUGGCCAAUCUGCACCCGCGGCUUACCGUGGUCCGUAAGGUAGACGCCGGCGAAGGUUCCUAUCCGUCGGUCAAUACCUGUGUGCACUACCUGAAGUUGCCGGACUAUCCAAAUGAGGAAAUUUUGCGCGAACGACUGCUGACAGCUACGAAGGAAAAAGGAUUCCAUCUGAAUUAGAUUGCAGUUUUCGUACGACGGGGCGCGCACCGCCAAAAGAGCUGUUUGUUUUUAGAAACCAAACUAGAACUUACUUAAAUAAUGAAAUCCCUCUUUCUUGAAACUCUAGAUAUGCUGAAUUGAUAUCCCUUACACUCUGUACUGUAAAAGAAAGAAAUAUUAGUGAAAAUCAAACAAAAAUAUAAAUAUAUAUAUUUUUAGGUAAUGAGCUCUACCUUGAGAGAAAAAACAAAAUUAUCAAAUCUAAACAAAAUUCAAGGAUACAAUAAAUAUAACAAAAAAGAAAAAUGACAUGUUGACGAUUACUUAAAGUUAUCGAUUUGUUGUGGGUUUAAGUUAUAAAACACAAAAAAAAAACAAUAAUUGCAAUUCCUUUUAAAGAAGCUUACACAAUAAGGUAUAUUAAAGAUGACAAGAUCGUAACAAAAAGAGUAACUUGAUAGACGAAUGGACAACAGUGUUUAGUUAUCGGAUAGCUCCCCUAUGCUACGUUUGCUGUGAGUAACAAUUAUACAUCCAAGCUCUAGUGUUAGUUUGCGAACUGGAUUAAGGAACACAGUUUUAAGUAGAAGUCAUUUAUUAUUCGUAUCAGUUUUUAUGUAAAUAUUAAUCCGCGUACAUACCUAUUCCUAUACACUUACAACACACAAAAACGCAGCUGUGAGAAAAGGUGGAGAACGACACAUAAGGCGAACCUGAACUUGAACUUGUAGACCAAGUCGAAAAUUCAAAUUGAUUAUCGAAAAACCAACGGACUGGGUGACUGUCAUAGAGUUUAUCCUGUGUUUUUUGGCUCAAACUUCUCACGUUCACAAGAAUGGCAUUAUUUUUAGGCAAAUUUUCGCUACUCACCAAUGAAGAAAGAUUGAUGAAUAUAUAAAGUAACACAUUUAAUACAGAUAUAAUUGUCACAGUAAUAAAUAGAACUGUAUCACACAGACACAGCUUCGAAGAAACACACACACACACACACAAACUCACUCACACACACAUUCACGUACACACAUACACGCGCGCGUCUUAUUAUUGAAAACGAAGUAUCAAAUUUUCGAACGAAUAUUCCUAAUUGUGCCGUCAAGAUCAAAUGAACCACAAGCGCUCAAUGGAAUCGGAGUUUGUUUGAAAAUGCAGUAUGUAGUUCUCAAUAAUCAGGUUAAAAGAAAAAAAUAAAAUUAAAAAAACAGUACUUUGACUCUGACAGAUUCUGCUGCCUAAUCAUUGCUAUUGAACAACAACAAAAAAAAAUCAGUAAAUCCUGAAAUAUAUGA